Pocillopora damicornis (cauliflower coral) is the source of this 7072-nucleotide messenger RNA. RefSeq names its product centrosomal protein of 131 kDa. Gene Ontology annotation, cellular component: centriolar satellite. The record is from RefSeq and is a predicted model, not a curated record. Lineage: Eukaryota; Metazoa; Cnidaria; Anthozoa; Scleractinia; Pocilloporidae. Gene Ontology annotation, biological process: cilium assembly; regulation of centrosome duplication; intraciliary transport involved in cilium assembly. Gene Ontology annotation, molecular function: protein binding.
ACAGCGAAAACAGUGGUUCUAUCGGGCGGCAAAAUUCUCGUUAGCAUAGUUUCGAACACGGUUAUGCGACUCGACGUUCUAAAGGCGGAAACGUGAAAAGCUAAGAUUGCUUUUCAAUUCAAGUCGUCUGUGAUGUUGAGUUCUGUACAGAAACAAUGAUCUUGCAUGCUAAUUGGUUGGCCGCACGCCCCCUGCAAGCCGAUUUCACUCAUUCACCAAUCACGUGCGGGCCAAGUUGACAAUUUCCUUGAUACCUAACACUGUUCAUUAUGAACAAUGCAAGGCGUUUUGGUAAUACAUGUAUAUGUGUAAUUUAGCGCUGUUGCAAGAUUAUGCUGGAGGAGGUUUCCCAGAAUAACAUCGCAACAUAUCGUCGUCAAGCUACCUAAAAAAAUAACAUCUGUCGCGAGGGGUUCGAGGCACAUCGACUUUGUGGAAAAUAGAGGCGUGUUACGUCAACUACGUCGUUGUUCAAUUUAAUUCCAUUCGUGCGCGCUGUGGAUCAAUCAAAGUUGACAUUUGUUUCGUUCGUUCGUUCACCUAAUCGCGUUUCGAAUUCCGUUCUCGUCCGAUUGUCUCCCAGGAUUUAAAUUUUUUACAUCUUUGUAAUCCUCGAGUGGCAAUUUGUUUCCUGACUUUAUUUUUAAACCGUACAUCAGAUCGCUCGUAACAGCUGUACUUUGUUUACGACGUUGUUCACAAUAAGAAUAUAUAAGUUAUAUAUUGGACGCACGAUGUGUUUUUCAAUUCUGCCGAAUCAUUUAUUUUAUCAAUAUCAAUGAAAAGACCGACGGUUGCCCCAGGGGAAGGUUUAGCGUUUCUUUUGUCGAUCCAGAUCAGCUGAAGGCCAACCAAAAUUACAAAUCGAUUAGUUGAAGCAUGAAAUCAUGGAUACGCAAAUUUAGUGCGCUGUUUGGGUCUGAGUUUAUUUGCGUGCGUCUUAAGUAUCGGAAACAUUCAGGAGGCAAAUCACUUGUAGCUCUCUAACUUGCAUUCAUAUCAGUUUUACAGUACAUAUCACUGAUUUUAAGGACUUUAAAGAAGGCCAAGGUGUGAAAAUUUAAAAUACGGAUUACAUCAAACUUUAUUUUGGUGGACAGGCGUCACGCAACGUGACGUGGCGUGAUCAUAAAAAAUGAAAGUACAGAUUUGCAUCUUUUGCGGUUUUCGCUCGUGGCGGUUUUCAUUUAUAAACGUUCUCUGUCUACUCAGACCGAUAAAUAUUUAUAGAUGUCGCUCUAACGAUGCCAAGUUUUAUUGUGCGGUAGAUUAUUUUCAAACUUAUUCUGUCCACAAUCUUGGUUUUCAGCACACAAAGAGAAAUUACGUAAAUGAUUAAAUACAACCGUGUUGAAUCAUCUCUUUUGUAAAAAUCUCUAAGCAAAUAUUACCAACUCGAAUGUACUAGAAUUGCUGAAUUUGUGGUCUUUACGCAAUAACCUAUAAUUUUACACAACGUGUCAUUUAAUUUAGCGUCGAAUUCACGGAGCGAUGAUUGAGAACAAGUUCGCACAAAUCUGUAAUUGACCCGGAUUGCGAUGAUUGUUUGUUGUGGGAAAGAUAGUCUGAUCAUAUUUCACUUUCCACACUCAGUGAGGGAAAAAAAAAAAAAAAAGCUGAACGCGAGAAAAACGCGCGAGACGCGAAACGAACGCGCGGAUAUUGAAAGCGUUCUGAAAGCGGAAGUUGAAUACAAAAUGCAUCGAACUCGAUGACUGAUGAACUGAUGAACAUUAUCAACUGAUUUAGGGAAGGCUCAGUUCACAAAACCACGAUAAGCGGUUCAACCUCUGACGCUUUUCAAACGGAUGUAAUCCUACGUGAUGCAAUUAUCUUGAAGUUAUGUAGCGGAACAAAGAGUUUCACAUGAAAAGUCAAACCACGGAAUCCUCGUAAAUAUGUCAUGCUUCAUACUCCAUGCAUCAGGGUAGUUUUGGAUUAUGCGAAAUAAAAAACUCACUGAAAGGUCACGUCCCGAAAUAGUUAUUACAUAGCACAAGCUCGAUUUUCCUUGCAGGAAAUACAGUAUCUUGAAAAUGAAAUAAUGACUUGUUGUGAAGGACCAAUGCAACAAUUUUGUGGAUAUUUGUUAAAGCACUACUUCGAAUUUUACAUAGACGAAGUCAGCCUUUUACCAAACGAUUUCUGAGUUUUCCCCCAAUUUCUAGUUGUUGUCUUCGUUAGAGUUUUCAUUUUCAUUUUAGUGUCUAACCAACCUCUUGUUGUUACCAAAGGAAUGGAUAAUUGCACUUAACGAGACCGUCCAUCACUUCAGAUAGUAACCAUCUCUUCACGUAGCUGAGUGUCGCGUAACAGGCUUUGAGUAAAAGAAAAUAUUUUCUGAAAUGGAUUCCUCUGGGAUUUGAGUGGAAAACUUUGGUAAAAUCAACGUAAUAUUUCCUCGUGGUAACAUGUUCCUGGUUCUCAUAAAGAAUUAACAUUUUAACACGAUACUAAUCAAAUUAUUAAGGAAUGUUAAUAUCUUUUAAACUAACGCGAUGUUUCUCGACUUGAUUGGAAAGUUUUUGCGCUUUUAGCCUAUAGCUGCCGCUUACUAUACAACAAAGUUUUCUCAGCAAGCCUUAGAAGGUUUUGUCUUUGUAAAACGAGAAUAUUCGAUCCCUGGAUAGAAGGCAGCACUAGGUGAUUCUCCUGGAUGAAUUUCAGAGUGGCAGUUAUUUCAUUUCCCAUUUUCCAUUUCUAGAUCAGCUUGUGCAAAUAAAUAAAUAUUUAAUGGAGGAGUUUUUUUUCCAGUAAUAUUUUAAAAGGAAAUUUUAGCCCCGAGAGAGAAGAAAUUUAGUAUGGGACUGCCAUUCUAAGAUAAUGAUGACCGUGUUUUGGGUCACUUAAUUUGCAAAGGUGGAAUUCUUUUUGGAACUCCUUAAGGGAAUUAUCCGCGUAUACUAUUGAGUUGGAGAACAAGAGAAGACUGCCUUACUUUUUUUCGUACUCAGAACUGUGUUCCUUCCACGACGUUCAUCAUUCCCGCCAGGCCUUUCGAGCAGAGGCUUGCUUGGUAGCCGUUCAGCUUCUCUAAAACCGUAAUGGCGUCGCAAGAGCGCCAAUUUUGUUGUCAACAACGACAACAAAUUUGUUUUCUGACAAGAAUAAGGCUGUGGUCAAUUGAUGUGGCUCAUUUUUGGAAGCAAAGUGACGAUGCUGGUGGACGAUGAAGAGCCUCUUUUAAACGUUUGGUUGACAGAAAUAUUGAAUUUAUUGAGUUGAGCCAAGGAAAAAGCUAUGUCUUUGAAAAGUAAGAAAUUUGAAAGAGGAGUGAUUGCUUCCGGAUCAGCCGAAAACUUGUCAGCGAAAAGACCAAGCUCAGCUAAGAGUAGCAGGCCAAGUUCUGCAGAUGCAAGUAAAUAUUCAGCGAGAUCAAAUGCAAGUUUGGAUUCUGAUAUGAGUGACUUUCUAUCAGUAACUGGAACAAGCAAAGUUCCCAAGAAAUCUAGUCACCAUAAAAGAAGUGGCAGUGCAGGCAUUGUGAGGCCACAACACAAUGAGGUUCAUGUAUCUGGUAGCGACAGUGACAGCGCAAGGACUAGCAGUAGCUCAGGAGCAAGAAGGAAGAAUGUUAAUAAAAAGACCAUUCCCCCAGCAAGGUUUUCUGAGGAUCAUAUCCCACACAUCAUGUCUCAAGCUAAAGCUCGCACUAAACCUAAACUGGCCACAACAUUCCAGCGCCACAGCAAUGCUGCUAAAGCAAGCCCUAAUGCUCUACCAGACAGACCUUCAGCAAUGGCGCAGCAUAGUGUUCAACCUGAUGAAGUUGAUGAAUGGUGGCUGUCAGCUUCUGAUCCUGCACCAGUCCCUCCACUGUUCCUGCAGUCUCCUACAGAAUUGGACAAGAAACAUAACUGGUGGCCUGGUGCAAGCAAGACAAGCAAUCACAUAGAUGAAGAUUUUCUUCAAAAUGAUAUCAACAAUUUGCGUCCUGGCAAUAAUGUUUUUGAUCAGAAUAACCUUGAUUUAGACAUUUUUGAAGGCGAGGCAAGACUCAAGGUGGACAAAUCAACAACAAAAAGAGAAGAUGUACCAAAAUUGUUUCUUGAUGAACUUUUAGAGGAUGAGGGUGAGAAAAAACGGCGGAAAGCUGCUGUGAACAUUCAACGUUGGUUCCGUGGAUGGAAAACCCGUAAGCAACUCAGAGGACAAAGUGCUGUAAAGCAACUCUUAAGUCAGAAGAAAACUGAGAAGGAGAAACAGAUGGUCAGUGACCAUGCAAAUGUACAGAUGGAGGAUCAGAAGGAAGAUGAAAAGAGGAAACGACGAGAAGAGAAAGCUAGAUUGGCAAGACAGGCUGCUAUAGAGGAACUACAAAAGAAGAGGGAGGAAAAACGGAAUGAGAAUCAAAGGAAGGCAGAGGAAGAACUGGUUUUUCUCCAAGCUAGUGGGAAAGUCAGCAAAAAGAAGUCAGCAAAUCUCAGUUCAGCAGUCAAAUCAAAACCCAAAGGGAAGAAGAGCACAGUGUUAGGUGCAUCCAAUAGUGCUGUGAAAAAUAACGAGCAAGGUAAUCCCAUUGAAAUAACAUCCAGACCUGGGACAGCCAGCAGUGUUGGAAGGAAAGUUGAUGAGUUAUUCCAGCAGGAAUCUCGAGAAUCUCAAGUUAGCACAGCUGCUGCCACUUCAGAUGAGCUAGCAGCAGGACCCUUAUUCUCUGAUCGCACAGAUGACACAGAUAAGAUAAUAACCAGCUCUCAGGUUGGUGGUGAAAGCAAAACAACCUUUGAUGACCUCUUGGAGUCCCUCAAACAGCUGGAGGAGGAACCCACUGAUCUGCUUCCUGUAGAGCAGAACAGUGCACUUAAGUUUGGUGGCUGGGGUAAGAACUUGUUGGAAUGUUUUUUUAUUAUAAUUAUUUUGAUUUUGUGGAAUUUAUCAGUGCAGUCAAUCUAUUACUUUGACAUUUUGGAAUUGUUAUUUUUAGGACAAAACUUAGAAGAUGGUGAGGAAGACAAGGCUUACCUUUCUCAUGCUUCAUUGGGCCACUUCAACAAAGAUAAGCUUGAAAGUCAAGGACAGACAGGAAGUGCAUUGUCGGCUGAAAAACUACGGAGUAUCUUGACAUUUUUGGAUGAGGUGGAAAAAGCAGAAGAUGAUGCCAUCAGUGAGAUAAGCCAGGCACGAGACGGUGCUAUUUCUCGUGGACUACCGUCAUCAAGUACCUCAGCUUCUGUGGCAGUUGACAGGGAGAAGGAAGAAGCCGCGCUAGAAUCAGCCGCAGCAGCUGCUUCGGAUGUUACAACAGCUAUGAUGGCGGUAAAAAUAGAACUGGAGGAAAAGAAAAGGACUAAUGAUCUGCUGCAGAGAGCUUUGAACCAACAGCGUGAAUUCACCCUGAGGCAAGCGAAGGAGAUGGAAAAGGACGCUAAACAACGGCUGGCCAUACAACGUCAGGAGUAUGAAGCAGCCAUACAGAGACAUUUGUCCUUCAUAGACCAGCUGAUUGAUGACAAAAAGGUGUUAGGGGAGAGGUGUGAGGAAGUAGUGAACAAACUGAAAAGUACUGACAAGAAGUACGGAGAUAAAGUCAAACAAAUGGAAGAAAAUCAUCAAGUUGAAUUAAAGAAACAAAAGGAGGUUAUACUGGCGGCAGAAAAAUUACGACGAGAAAAAUGGAUUAAUGAGAAAACUCAACAAAUCAAGGAAGUCACGGUCAAAGGACUGGAACCUGACAUUCAAAAACUGAUUGCCAAGCAUAAAGCGGAAGUGAAAAAGAUCAAGUCUACUCAUCAGGCGGAGCUGCUGGAGGCCGAUGAACGUGCAGGCAGAAGGUACAUUCAGCAAAUAGAAGAACUGAGAGAUCAGCUGGAAAGAGAGAAGGAAAAUGCCUGUGCUCGAGAGAGAGAACUCUCUCAACAAAGGUAUGAAAAGCAGCUGGAGCAAGAGGAACAAGCUUAUCAACAACAGAGGCGGCGACUGUACGCUGAAGUACAGGAGGAGAAGGAAAGAGUAGCACUACAGGGUCAGAAACAACGACAAGAACUGGACGAGGCGCGAGCUGCCUUGGAGGAAUCUCACAAAAAGUCAAUCCUAGAGAUGCAAACUUCACACCAAAGAGCUAUUGAUGAUCAAGAAAGAAAACACCAGUUGGAAAUGAAUGAGUUGAAAGAGAGACUUGAAAUUGAGAAGCAGGGCUGGAUUGAAAAUUACAUGAAGAAGCAGGAUGCCAUGUUAAUGACUAAAGAGCGGGAGCUGAAAGAAGCUGUUCGGGAAGGACGCGAUAGAGAAAUUGAAAUGGUGAUUUCAAGAUUGGAAGAAGAGACAUCGUUGGCGAGAGAAGAAUGUGAGCGAGCCGCGGAGAACAGAAUCAAGCGAGUGAGAGAUAAAUACGAAUCUGAACUGAAAGAACUAGAAGAAUCUGAACGGAAUAUGCAGGAAAAAUACAACAACAUGAAGGCUCGUUUAUCCGAAGUUGAAGGAGAAAAUGCGCGUUUGAAGAGCAUGUUGAAACAAAAAGAUGAAGAGGUAGAAGGAAUUGAUAAAGUGGCCAAACGGCUACAGGAAGAGAGAGGGAAGGUGGCCGACAUCAUUCGGCAGGAGUUCGCUGAUAGGCUUGUAACCACUGACGAAGACAACAAGCGUUUGAAAACAGAAGUGAGCGAAAUGAAGGCCCGUCACAGAUUAGAAAUAGAACGAGUUACACCAGGCUGCCAUGAAACGAGCGGAACAUUUGGAAUUUUUACUCCAAGAACAAAGAAAGAAAUUGCUGUCUUGAGGCUAACCCUUAUCUCCCAAUAGUGCCAACGUUUUGCGACAUCGCCCGAUGUACUACCGAGUUCUUCCGAAGACCGCGCGAUUAAAGUCGGUACGUGUCAACACAACCGAAUGUCAACCAAAGCUGGACACUUCUGCAUUGUUAAGUGCUCAAAUGGACGUUCAAAUCCCGCAAUAAAGGGGAAUUCUAAUGGAUUAGGCACCAUUGGUAGAGUAACCUUUGCCCAAGAAUCUAUUUCUACUGCUCAGACCCAAAUGAAGAUUUUCGAUAUCUCUGUCAAUAGAGGAACCAGCAUAUAUGUAUUUAUGAUGUUACGUGCAUUUUGAAUCGACAGUAAUAAAUUUUUAAACUGGU